Messenger RNA from Clunio marinus, 210 nucleotides. The record is from the annotation of a GenBank genome assembly. Lineage: Eukaryota; Metazoa; Arthropoda; Insecta; Diptera; Chironomidae.
AUGAAAUCAAAUUCAUCGAUAACUUCAAUGAAAGAUUUCGUUUUUUCUUGGAAGUCCUUACCUGAUAAAGCUUCAAUGAUGAAUUUGAAUAUGCAUAAUCUCAAAUAUUGCGAAUCGUUAAUUUGGAAUGUAGCGAAGAAAGAUUUAUUAGGAAUAAAGCAUGGCACUACAGAAUCAUUUGCUGAUGCAUUUAAAGACCAAAAUAUCUGA